Molecule: messenger RNA, 1988 nt
Organism: Uranotaenia lowii
Lineage: Eukaryota; Metazoa; Arthropoda; Insecta; Diptera; Culicidae
Exons: 5
Coding region: 130-1869 (579 amino acids)
Source: RefSeq, a predicted model, not a curated record
CUUGCAAAUGUGGCGUCCAGACGAUUUGACGUGAAAUUCGUUCGCAGAAUUUCCCUGUUUUCGGCAAAAGUACAUUUCAAAAUUCUUAGUGACUUUAAGCUUCUAAAUUUCUAAUUAUAAAACUAUAAAAUGGCUAAGAAAGGUGGAGUGCAGCAGCUGCAGGCGGAAAUCAAUUCCGAUGAAGAGUUUGAAAAGUUCUUGGAACGUGACGGUCUCUUGGUGAUGGACGUCUAUACGGACUGGUGUGGACCGUGUACCGGUAUGGUGGGAAGUUUGAAAAAAAUUAAACUUGAACUUGGUGGCGAUAACCUUCAACUGGCAGUGUGCAAAUCGGACGAAAUAGAGGCUCUCAAGAGAUUUCGGAAUAACAGUGAGCCAACCUGGCUGUUUGCUUCGCACGGUAAAAUUGUGAACCUGAUGUAUGGCACAAAUGUACCGAAGCUGAUCAAUCUGAUAACCGAGGAGCUGGACGUUGAGCUGAAAUCUCGCGCCGGGGAAGUGGAACGCAAGUAUUACGAGCUUUACGAGCUCACCCCGGAGGAACAGGAACGGGAAGAUGCUCGCCGCGCCAUCGAGGAGGAAGCGGAAAGAAUCGAGCGUGAGGCGGCCAUCAGACAGCGCAAUGACUACAUUACCUUUGUCACUGAUGAAAUUAUGGCUAACAUUCCGGAUAUGGGAGUUGUACUGUUCAUGCCACAUGUGCACAAGGAUAUCUUCAAGAAGCUCAACGAAAUGGCCGAAAAACAUGAUCUGCAACUGAAGGAGAAAAGACUAGUUCAUCUGAAUCCCAAAAUGCUCGAAGUACUGCAUUUUGAGUGUGAUAAUCCGAUUGACGAUGAAAAGUUUGAACAAAUUUUCUACAAAGACGUUCAGGCGUACGUGUGGAAGCUCCACGAAGAUGUUGUACGGCCAAUAGUCGAAAUAAUAGCUGAGUUUGUACGCUUCCUUACGGAACCAGAAGAGGUCCUGGAUGCGGAAGGUGCCGUUGAGAAAGUCAUUCCGCCACUGAUCGAACCUUUAGAGAUGACUUAUAACCAAGCAGAUGGAACGUGGAAGGCCAAGGAAAAGGUUAUCCCUAAGAAGGGUUUGAAAUCUAAGCCUUCGACUCCUAGCCCUAGUAUCCAGUCCAAGGAAACUCUUUCAGAGGAACCGUCGGCGGAAGUCAUCAAAAUGUUUGUUCCUGGCGUGUGGGCUCCGACGAACAAUCGAGCGAUGGCCGCUCUAUUCUAUUUACUAUUCCGGCAUCUUACGGAACAUUUCUUGCCACCAGAUCCCGUUCCAGAGCCACCACACAUUUGUAUGAUAUUUGACGCCUACAAGAAGCGUGAUGUUUUCGAAGUGGCUGAAAAAUACAAACGCGAAGUAAUGGCCACCGGUUACUUUACAACCGGAGAUCCCAAGACGGCGGAGCUUAUUGCGAAAACCACCGAACGCUAUCACCGAUUGAGGAGGACCAACGUCAAUGAUAAACUAAUUAUGAAGGUAUCGAAAGCAACGAGCCAUGCUAUGUUGGCACUGACCGCUGUCGGACCAUGCUACAUUAGCCAGAAUGCUGUCGAGGGUCAAGAGGAAUGUGCUCUACUCUUCCCGGCUGGGUAUAAUAACAUUGAGGAAGAAACCGAAGCCACCGAGGAAACUAAAAAGAAACAGAAGAAAAAGCGUCGUGGCAAGAAAAGCGACACAUCGGUUUCGUCAGCGGAUACGGCAGCUUCGGCGACACCAACGGCUGACGGAGGUGAAGGAGGAGGUGACGGGGAACUGGGUACUAUUGGUGAGGGUUCAACCGGUGAAGAAGGAGAAACGUCAUCUUCCACCAAUUCACCAGAAAAAACGGCUGGUGAGGAAGGUGGAGAGGAAAAAAAAGACUAAACUGUUCUAUUUCCAGGAAAAUCGCAAUAUAUUUUAUUCACAUAAAAUUACAACAUAUAAUGUAGCUAUUUUAUUUUGGCUUUCAAAUACUUACAAUUGAAUAAAUAUGCAAAUGCUUU